This is a messenger RNA of Vigna radiata var. radiata (mung bean), 1242 nucleotides long. Its product is annotated as transcription factor MYB16-like. The transcript has 4 exons. NCBI's taxonomy places the organism in Eukaryota, Viridiplantae, Streptophyta, Magnoliopsida, Fabales, Fabaceae. The coding region runs from base 37 to 987 and encodes 316 amino acids. The record is from RefSeq and is a predicted model, not a curated record.
ACCAAGAAGCAUUGUUUCUUCAGUUUGUCAAUAAAAAUGGGAAAAAUGCGAUGCUGUGAGAAGGUAGGGUUCAAGAAAGGACCAUGGACACCAGAAGAAGACAAUAAGCUCCUUGCUUAUGUUGAAAAACAUGGCCAUGGAAAUUGGCGGUCAGUACCUGCCAAAGCAGGUCUUGAAAGAUGUGGAAAGAGUUGCAGAUUGAGGUGGAUUAACUACCUCAAACCUGAUAUAAAACGAGGAAACUUCAGCUCGGACGAAGACCACACCAUUAUUCAACUUCAUGCUCUUCUCGGAAACAAAUGGUCAAUCAUAGCAGCUCAUCUGCCUCAAAGAACAGACAAUGAAAUCAAGAAUUAUUGGAACACCAAUAUCAAGAAAAGACUGAUCAGAAUGGGCUUAGAUCCCCUCACUCACAAACCAAUAAAAAGGAACAACUUUGAAGACUAUGGUGUUGGUCAUCAUGAGCAGUCCAAGGACACCACCAACAUGGAUCACGUGGCUCAGUGGGAGAAUGCUCGACUUGAAGCUGAAGCCAGAGGAUCUAUGUUGCAAGUUGAAUCUCACUCCUCACAUCACCCUCAGCUAAUGUUGACCAAAAUCCCAACACAACUUUCUCCUUCCUCUUCAGAUUCACUAUCAAUCAAACACAACACAGUAUACAACAUGUAUGACCUUAUACUUGCCACAAAUCAUGACCUUCCAUCACCAGUAUCCACAUUCAGCAGAACAUCGCUCUCUUCUGAAGGUGAUUUUAAUGUGUCUGAAACUAGUUUUCAAAUAAUACAAGACCGUGUGUCAAACUUGCAAGAUGAUGAGAUCACGGUGGCUGUGGAAGCAUUUACAACCGCAAGCUGCGAGAGUAUUCAAGAGUUGUUAAGGGGUUCCACACUGACAUGGGUAAUAAGCAAAGUAAUUUGGAAAGAGAAUGGAGUGAAGGAAAUAAAGAGGAGGAAGUUUCCAGAGUGCAGGCGCAGCGCAGGAAAAUGAAAAUUAGAAAGGGAAUGAAGUGAAAAUCCUCUUUAGUUUAACAUUUUCAAUUUAAAGUAGCAUAGCAGCUUCGACAUCAUGAAGUUUUCAAUUGGAGUAAAAUGGAGGGAGAAGUGAGCCUUCUCAUCAACAUCAAAAAUCCCCUUUCUCAUCAUUGCCACAAAUUUCUGGUAAUUUAUUUUUCUCUUCAGCAAAAACUUUGUCAAGCUAGUAUGUAACAGAUAUUUAUUCUGAAGUUUUUAAUUAACUCUCCAU